UCGGCGACCGCAAGGCUGAGCAACAAGUCGCAACCGGUCUGCAGAAUUUCCCGUUGCACGGUAAUGAGCAGCGCUGGUGCCCUUCAAGAGCGAAGCACUCUCGGAUUGUGAUCCUGUGAUGUUUAUAUGCGGUAAUCACAUGUGAAUGUACACGCGGAACCCGAUGGAGAAACACAUCAGCUGUGUUUGUCAUGAAAUGACGGACUGGAGUUCGUUUUGAAGAUCAUAAUGACGGGGCUCAUUGAUCAGGGUGACGACAUGGGCCUGGUGACGCCGAUAGAGCUGACGGACCCUCAGAAAGACGACGACCCCCAGUGUCCCGCACACUUCAGACAGAGUCUCAUGCUUCAGCUCAUAGAUGAUCUGUCAUAUGAGGAUGUGAAGAAAUGUUACAGGGGAUCAACCGUCAGCAAAUACAACUCACAGUACCACAAGCUCUUCUCGGCCGUCCCGAAGGAGGAGAUCCUCAUGAAAGUUUAUUCUUGCGCUCUUCUGCGGGACAUUCUGCUGCAAGGACGGCUUUACAUUUCUCGAAACUGGCUGUGCUUCUACGCAAACCUUUUCGGGAAAGAUAUCAAGGUCGCCAUCCCGGUGGUGUCUGUGCGGCUGGUGAAGAAACACAAAACGGCCGGACUGGUGCCGAACGGACUGGCCAUCACCACUGACACCAGCCAGAAGUAUGUGUUUGUGUCUCUGCUGUCGCGGGACAGUGUGUACGACGUGCUGAGGAGAAUCUGCACACACCUACAGGUGAAUGGGAAGAAGAGUUUAAGUCUGAAGCAGUACCUGGAGGAGCCUGGCUCUCUGUCAACGGAUGAGUUUCCAGUUUCCACUGAUUUCACUCCGGUGUUGAAAUGGCGCAGGAAACCGUCGGCUCCGUCCGUAUCGUCAUCGCUGCCCGACCUGCUGGGAAACUCCACGAGCAGCCUGAGCGCAGGAGACGCGCCGUACACCGCAGAGACGCCGCUGGAGGAGAGACGACUGGAGGCCGAGAAGAUCCUGCUGACUGAACCCGUGUCUGAACUGGGUCACAUGGAGUAUCAUCUGCUCAAGUUCUUCAUACUGCUCAUUAUUUUGCUCAUCAUUUCAUCGUGUUAUCUGGCGUUUCGGGUCUGCAGUCUGGAACAGCAGCUGUCCUUCCUCAACACACAACCGUCGAUGAGCAUGAGAGAGAGGUAACCCUGGUUAAAGCCCGUGCCAACACUGAAACCGGCUUUGCCAUCAGGAGAGCAGCGUCUGUAGACGAUUAAACCAGCUCAGUUACAGGUACAACACUAGUCAAGUAGUUAGCUAACCGACCAGCAGAGGGUGACGACGACGUUCAGCCUCGCCGCGAGACCCGGACGAUCAACUGGAAGAUUCCUGACAUGAGGAAUAUUAGCCAGCUCCGCAUCUAGGAAAUAUCCAGGAUUCAGGAUCACGCUGACGACUGUUACGAAGACCGUUCUGCUGUUACUGUACUCAAACGUUAAGAGACGGCUGGAUAGUUUCACUUUUUUAACUCUUUCUAUGUUUGUCUGUUGUUUUUCUCUUAACCAACCUGAAAUGUGCAUGUUUACCAGUGUUUCAUGCACUGCUAAAAAAUCAUCUUGAGUACUUUUGUCUUGUUUACUGGUAAACUAUUAAAAUCACAAAACAAGUAUAAAUUAUAUAUUUAUACUUAUUUGGUGAUUUAGUAAAAUAUAUAAAAAUAUUUUUUAAUUAUAAUAUAUAUAAUAUUUAAUUUCCAAAUGAGUAGAAAUUAUAUAUAAUAAAUAAUUAUAUUUUGUUUAAUAUUUUUUAAAAUUCUUAUUUUAAAUUAUUUCUGGAGGAUCAUGUGACACUGAAGACUGGAAUAAUGAUGCUGAAAAUUCAGCUUUGCAUCACAGGAAUAAAUUAUAUUUUAAAAUAUAUUCACAUAGAAAACGUCUAUUUUAAAUUGCAAUAAUUUUUCACAAUAUUACUGUUUUUAUUGGCAAACAAGACAAAAUACUGAUUAAGAAAUUAUUUUUGAACAGUGCAAAACAUGUUCUAAGUUUCCUUGUAAAUAAGUAAGAAAGGCAGCGACUGUUUGAGAUUCUCACACAUUUCACUUACAGCAUUUCAAGGUCAUAAUCGAUCACAAAUAACUGCAGUGAAGGUCAAAGUCAAGUUACUCUGAGAGCGUUUGGUUGUCGUCGUUAGAGCGCUGAAGGACGUGUGUUAUUGGAGCCUGUCGUAUAAUGUAUGCCUGUAAUCGUCAAAUCUCUUUUAUUUGUGAUGUAUUAAAGUGCAUUGUAGGAGGCGUCUGUAGGUCGUUACGUACUUGAAAUCUACGCUUGCAUUUCAGGCAUGCAGAACAUGAUGUAGGAAAUUGAUAUUUAAUACUUUGAUCGUUUAGGUUUGCUGUAAAUGAGAGAUUCGGUAUGUAGUCGUGAUGUUUUGUACAUAUUGAAUGUCAAAGUUAUUGUCAUGCUCAUGAUUUUGGCCACGCUGUAGUAACUGUAGAUGUUUUGUAACUUUCUGACAUGAAAAGACGAGAGGUAGAAAGUUCAAACUAAUAAAAACUUUCACCAGA
Labeo rohita (rohu) is the source of this 2536-nucleotide messenger RNA. RefSeq names its product GRAM domain-containing protein 2A. The record is from RefSeq and is a predicted model, not a curated record. NCBI's taxonomy places the organism in Eukaryota, Metazoa, Chordata, Actinopteri, Cypriniformes, Cyprinidae. The transcript has 12 exons. Gene Ontology annotation, cellular component: extrinsic component of cytoplasmic side of plasma membrane; endoplasmic reticulum membrane; organelle membrane contact site. Gene Ontology annotation, molecular function: phosphatidylinositol-4,5-bisphosphate binding. Bases 229 to 1179 code for a protein of 316 amino acids. Gene Ontology annotation, biological process: regulation of store-operated calcium entry.